This is a messenger RNA of Aspergillus niger, 2019 nucleotides long. RefSeq lists its product as hypothetical. Gene Ontology annotation, cellular component: cytoplasm. The transcript has a single exon. NCBI's taxonomy places the organism in Eukaryota, Fungi, Ascomycota, Eurotiomycetes, Eurotiales, Aspergillaceae. Bases 1 to 2019 code for a protein of 672 amino acids. Gene Ontology annotation, molecular function: protein binding. Gene Ontology annotation, biological process: autophagy; response to starvation. The record is from RefSeq and is a predicted model, not a curated record.
AUGUACAGCAUGAGCAAUUAUCAGUUUCUAGGAAAGGCAUGGACCAGUAUCAAGUCAAAGGAAUCUCGGCGAUACUCCACGUCCUCCAGCUCGACUGACCCAGAUGGAUCUCAAUCCGAAUCUCCUCAUGGAUCUCUCAACUCUGAUAGUCCUAUCGUGGCAUUGAAGGGAAGAUGGCUAGCAAUUGUCCCACCAUCCGCAACUUACAGGGCUACUCUCCGUGCUGCCGUGCCGACGUCCUUGUUGCAAGGGAAGGCGUUCGGGCUUGAGACUCGAAGUCCCCCGUCGCGUCCGGCUAUCACCUGCGCUACUGAUGUCGGAGAGGGCGAAAGCUUUUUCGGCAAGGUAGCCCGGGGCGUUACCCAGGAGCUCAUGCGAGGUGCACGGUGGAUGGGUGACCAAGGACUACAAGCCUGGAACAAUUACUGGAAUAAGGAGCAAGCUCAAAGCAUGCCAGCACGCCGCUCUCCUAAUUUGACGGAGUUUUCACCUCAGGGGUACAAUCUCUUCCCUCCCACCCAUGCCCAGGACACCCAGUCUGUGUCCACUACCGAACCUGAUUUGGUAUCAAUCUUCGAUCUGCGAAAGCUAGAGGAGGGCGAGGCCAAGAGUUCUUUGUUCAAUCCAGUGGCCACUUUUCAGGUGCCGAAUGGCUGCAGCUUCCUUUCAUUUUCUCCCAACGGUCUCAUGUUAUUUACUGCCAGUAAAAAGGGAGAUGUCCAGUAUGUUUGGGAUGUUAUGCAGGCUAAAUACUGUCGAGCCGGGGCUUUCAUGUCAGACGAUCCAGCAUCUGUGCAGCCGAGCGUGCGGCAGAUUGCCCGGUACCCGCGAUUAACCACGUCCCAUAUAGUUGACGUGGUCUGGUGUCCGCCGUCUGGGGACAAGCUCGCAGUGAUUACGGGUAAACCGACGGUGCAUGUUUUUGACUUGCCUCGGAGCGCCUUUCAAUGGCCUCCUUUUCGACGAUCUCUACCAAAACCUGCGAAACCGCCUACUGCUGAUGCUCCGGCAGAAGAGCUUCCCGACCGGGGGCCGGCUGCGAAUCCAUUGUCGGCAGCCUUCAAGAUGGUCGGCGGUAAGACGCAGCCCAUUCUUGCCGCAGUCAGGGGGCGUACUCCCUCCACCGGGGCCGCUUUCCCCUCCGUGGGUGGCUUUGCAAUGCCUUCUGCAGCUGGAGUAAGAGGGGGCAAGGCGGUUGCUGCUGGCCUUAGUAAAUCAAUGGGGGCCGCCGCCACCGGCACUGUCAAAACGGUCAACACCAUCCGACAUGGUGGUGAACAUCGCCUGCACCUAUCCAAUCUUUCUCGGGACCCCGUUGCGGCUCGUGUGACAUGGAUCAUCCAUAAAGGAAUGCCAUUCUUGGGCCUGAUAGAUGGGGGUUACUUCCGUCUGUACAGGAUUAAACGCUCCACCUCACCCAGUAAGAGUAGGCAGGUGCAAUCGGUGAUCGGAAACAAAGAACUUGAGUUCCGCUUGCCUCCCCAUAUGCAGACACCUUGCGGUCCCAUGACCGUGGGUCCCGCCGCCACCACAGAAACAACGGUCUCUGCAACAUUGGCUCUGCCAUCCGCGGCGCUACGACCGCCGCCAGCGUCGAAGCUCAAAUGCCAGCCUCUUUCGCAGGCGGAGAUCGAGACAAACACACCAUAUCAGCCUUUCCACACCGACCAGAGGGUAAACCUCUUUGUGUACAGUGAGGCCGACGACUCCGUGGGUUCAGUCCCGACGGGUCAAUGGACCUUCGGCGGCUCUCUAGCCACUACGAAGCUUCACGUACGACCGUUCAGCGCCUCCAGCGAAGAAGACGAUGACAUGGUACAUGAACAACACCACGGGUUUGGAGCUGAAAUGGAGAAUCUAAUCAGCCUGGGAAAUAGUACGGGCAAUGUGGAAGAAGUGGUCAUUACUACACGCAGGAAGAAGAAGCAGGCUUCGGCCAUGGCCCCGGGUGGCGGGGUCGAUGACGGCUUCUUUGAAAAUGACUGCGAGGUCUUGGACUUCGCUCGGGACCGAGUCUAA